AUGGCCGGGCUUCAACUGCUCCUAACGGGCCUAAUCCUGGCCAGCUUCUGCGCGUGCUCCUCAAAUGCCGCCGAUGCCACCGCCCAGAUAUUGCGCUACGAUAACGCCGUUUUGGACAGCGAUGGCUACGCCUUCUCAUUCGAGACGAGCGAUGGGAUUUCGCGCGAGGAAAAGGCCACCCUGAAAAAUCCCGGCACUCCCGAGGAGGCAAUCGCCGUCCAGGGAAGCGUCAAUUGGGUGGGACCCGAUGGCGUCCACUACAAACUCAACUACCUGGCCGAUGAGAACGGUUUUCAGGCCCAGGGCGAACAUCUUCCGCAGGUGGAGCACUGAUCACGUGAUAGCUUUGAACUUUGUUAGAAAAAACAUCGCAACACAAAAGCAAAAACAAAAUCAAAUUCAAACCCACCGAAUAGCUGGA
Messenger RNA from Drosophila ficusphila, 421 nucleotides. RefSeq names its product endocuticle structural protein SgAbd-6 (gene Cpr65Aw). The record is from RefSeq and is a predicted model, not a curated record. NCBI's taxonomy places the organism in Eukaryota, Metazoa, Arthropoda, Insecta, Diptera, Drosophilidae. The transcript is spliced from 2 exons. Gene Ontology annotation, cellular component: chitin-based extracellular matrix. Gene Ontology annotation, molecular function: structural constituent of chitin-based larval cuticle. The coding region runs from base 1 to 333 and encodes 110 amino acids.